Molecule: messenger RNA, 641 nt
Organism: Punctularia strigosozonata HHB-11173 SS5
Lineage: Eukaryota; Fungi; Basidiomycota; Agaricomycetes; Corticiales; Punctulariaceae
Exons: 2
Coding region: 12-497 (161 amino acids)
Source: RefSeq, a predicted model, not a curated record
GAAAGAGCAAGAUGCCCACGAGGGUCGGCGCGUGCAGGCACGUCGAGCACGCGGGCUGGCGGUACUGGGCCCGCGCGGACAUGAAGACGCAUUCCGGACGGCGGCGGCACGUGGCGCCGCAGUGGAUCAGCGCGCGCGUCGCGGAAGCGGCGGUCUGGGGUGCGGACUCGGAGCUCGAGGCGGACGUGGAGACCGCGAGCCGGAGCAUGGAGUCCAUCUGGGCGGCCUGCCUCGGAGACGGAGAGGAGCCUGCGAGUCCGCGUUGGGACGCGGUCGGAGAUGAUACGUGGGCGUCCGAUUCGGAGCACGAGGUGAACGGCUACGGGAGAUACGCGUGGCGGAAGGGAAAAGGCGUGGCGAAAGAUUUCGACAUCAUACGACGCCCGAGGGCGGUGAUCGCUCUGUCGGACGACGAAGAGGAUGACUGGGAAUGGGUGGACAAGACUGCUCAACGGAAGCGGUCGUAUGCGAAGGUUGUUAAGGGUGGAGGUGGUUGAUCUGCAAGGAGCAUGCCUAUGUGCGGUGUUGGCCAUCCUCGCUGCGCGAUAAGCACGUUCAUGAUGGAUUUUGUACAUCAACGUAACGGAACGUAGGCACUGGAUCUCGGCCUUGGCGAUCCGAGUUGGAGGGGUGCAGAUUAU